This is a messenger RNA of Setaria italica (foxtail millet), 5684 nucleotides long. Its product is annotated as disease resistance protein RPP13. Gene Ontology annotation, biological process: defense response to other organism. Gene Ontology annotation, molecular function: ADP binding. The transcript is spliced from 6 exons. Lineage: Eukaryota; Viridiplantae; Streptophyta; Magnoliopsida; Poales; Poaceae. Bases 1856 to 4978 code for a protein of 1040 amino acids. The record is from RefSeq and is a predicted model, not a curated record.
UCCUCCAUCUAGCAAAGCUUUAGACGAUCCUGUUUGGAAGCGGAUAGAGUGUUGGAAAUAAACACGUCAUGGGUGUGUUCCUGGCGUGCGAGUCAGUACGUGUGUGUCGCGAGUUAGAGUGGUUGUUUCCUUCGUGAUGAAUUAGAAUAACUGAGGCUCACCAACCAAGUCUAGUCCUCGCAGAUCAAUAUCUCACAUCCUUGGUAGCAAACAGAUAUUACCCCCCACCAAGCAGUGGUCUUCUUCAUGAAAAGCCCGUCCAUCCUUCAUUCUCUCUACCUAGAUCCGAAGCACAUAUUCGAGGAGCUCCAUCUAUCAAUCCUGCUUAAUGUUUUCUUGAUCUAGCUUUCUUUCUUUCUUUUGAACGAAAUAUCCUCGAUCUACAUUUUUCCACCCUAUUAUUUUUUUUCUUUUUCUUGCUUGUUCUCGAUUGUGCUUGAAAUCCUAGCUGGUAGCAGCAUGUUCUUGGUAGCCUGUGUAAAUAGCUCAAUGUUAUUCUAUUUUCUUCGUUCUAUUUUAGAUCCACAAUUCAUGCAGGUGCGAUUGCAUUAGCAAGGUUGUCCUUCUGACAAAAACACAUAUGUUGUAAUACAUAGCUGGAGCUCUUUGAUCAAGGAAACAAAGUGAGGAAAAUAAUGGAUUGCUGAAAACUUGAGAUAAGGCUUCUCACACGAAAAGUGUAUCAGCUUGAGAGAAUGGAUAUUAACACAAAGGAAACUUUUGAACACAGUGUUGAAAUUAUUUUCUCCAGAAUUCUAAGCAAUUCUUGGUACUAGUUGUGGGUGUAGUUGUAUUCUUUGUUCCUGCUGAGGGCUUUGAAGUUUAUGUGAAGUUUGUGUGCAAGUCAGGACCCUUAAACCUCCUAUCAAUCUUACUUAGUGUCCUCGAUCGAGCUUUCUUUCUUUGUUUUUUCAAACGGAAUGCUCUCGAUCUAGCUUUCCUCCAUAUUAUUAUAUUCUUUUCCUGCACUCAGUGCUUGGCUCAUUCACCACAAGCUGCGCUUCAUCUUGAACUCAACCACCCAUCAAUCCUUCAUUCUUUCUUCAAGCACAAUCGAAGAGCUGAACCAUCAAUCCUAUAAUUCUUGCUUAAUGGCCUCGAUCUAAAUUUCUUUCUUCCUUUUGAUCUAAAUUAAUUUGGCAAUGCGAUCUAAAGUCGCAUUAUUUUUUCUUUUCUGGCUUCUUUUUUGGGGAAACAGGAGGGUUUUACCAAUUAAAAAAAGGACAGGUACAAAUCAAGUACUAAUUAAGAUACAAAGAGGGUUUUUCUGGCUUCUCGUUUGUGCUUUACAUCUUAGCUGGUAGGUUUCACAAUUAAUUAGCGUGCCUGCGUAAAUUUCUCUGAGUUGCUCUGUUAGAAAGGUUGAUGAUUAAUGCAGGAACGAAAGUGUUAGCAAAGGUCCUUCUGAAGAAAAAAAAACUGCUGUUUUUCAUUGCUCCUUAUAUAUUGAGCUACCAUCUUGCUACUGCUACCAUCUUGCUACUGUAAUGUUGGAUUGCUACGUAUAUAUUGAUAUUGGAUUGCACUUGUGUCAACUUGAUGCAUGCUAGCUGGUAGUACUAUAUUUAAAACCCCAGUGCUUGGCUCAUUCACGACAAGCUGCGCUUCAUCUUGAACUCAAUGCAACCACCCAUCAAUCCUUCAUUCUUUCCUCAAGCACAAUCCCAAGAUCUGAACCAGAAGUAAGGUUUCACAAUUACCUGUUAUAUCAGCUUUGCACAUGCCAAGUUUAUUGUUUCAUCUCAAGAGCUAUCCACACUGGGCUUGUACGCUUGCAGGUGUUACAAGUAAUUAAGGCUGAACAUGCCAAUCUCUCGAGAGCUUGGUGCCUAGCCCCAGCUUGGCGCAUUGCGGCAUGGAUCUUGUGUCCGGGGCGGUGGGCAGCGUCAUCGGAAAGCUCGGCGAGCUGCUCCAGGCGGAGUACAAUCUGCAGAAGGGCCUGCAUGAGCAAAUCAAGUUUCUGAAAGAUGAGCUCGAGAGUGCGCAGACGGCUCUCAGCAAGGUGGGCGAGGUGCCGCCGGAGCAGCUUGAUCCACAGGUCAAGCUGUGGGCUAGCAAGGUCAGGGAGGCGUCCUACGACAUGGAGGACAUCCUCGACACCUUCCUUGUCAGCAUCGUCGACGUAGACACCCCAGCUGAGAAGAAGGAUGGCCUACUCAAACGUCUCCUCAAGAAUAUUGCCAACUUGUUCAACAAGAGCAAGGAGCGCCACACCAUGGCCGGCGCCAUCGAGGCCAUGAAGAAGCGACUUCAGGAGGUGGCUGACCGCCGUGACAGGUUCUCGGUUGCGGUGUCGCAACCUGUGUUGCCAACAAAGCCGGAUCCUCGCCUUGCGGACAUGCACAAAGAAGCAGCCCAGCUCAUCGGCAUCGAGGAGACGAAGGGGGACCUCAUAGCCAUGCUUCUGCCGACGCCUCACGGCAAUGGAGAUUCUGACGUCUCUGGCAGCAAUAACAAGAUGAAGAUAGUUUCAGUGGUUGGAGUUGGGGGACUGGGCAAGACGACUCUUGCCAAGGCGGUUUACGAUGAGCUUUGUGAUAGUCCGCGAUAUGAUUGUAGAGCCUUUCUUUCCGUUGGCCGGAAACCUGACCUGGCACAAGUCUUGAAAGAGAUCUUCCUUCUUCUCGACAAAAAGGAGUACGAGGCCAUUCGUGAUGUAAAGAACGAAUCCCUGCUUAUUAGUGAACUCCGAACAUUCCUCCAAAACAAGAGGUACUUCAUCGUUAUUGACGAUGUAUGGGACAUACCAACUUGGAAGACAAUUAAAACAGCCUUGGUUGAGAAUGAGAGUGGAAGUAGAGUAAUCACAACUACUCGCAAUCAAGAUGUAGCCAGCAUGGAGGAGGUUUAUGAGCUACGCACACUUUCCCCUGAUCACUCAGAGAAAUUAUUCAAAACAAGGCUGUUUGGUGUUAAUGGUGAAUAUCCUGCUAAUCACCCUGCGGAGGCAUAUGAAAAGAUUCUGAAAAAAUGUGGUGGUAUACCAUUAGCUAUCAUCACAAUGGCCAGUUUGCUGGUGGGUAAAUCAAGAGAAGAUUGGUUUGCUGUGUGCAACUCUCCUGGUUUCUAUCGUGGUCAGGGUAACCAGCAGGUAGAUGAUACUGAGUGGAUAUUGUCUCUUAGCUACUAUGAUCUGCCUUCUUAUCUAAGGACCUGCUUACUGUAUCUAAGCGUGUAUCCAGAAGACUAUGAUAUUGAGAAAGAUUCUUUGAUAUGGAAAUGGAUAGCUGAAGGUUUCGUGGAGAAGAAAAGAGGGACCAGCUUGUUUCAGCAGGGAGAGGAAUACUUCAAUCAGCUCAUAAAUAGAAGCAUGAUCCAGGCGGUCGAGUCAGAAGCGAAUGGCAUAGUAUAUGCCUGUUAUGUUCAUGACAUGGUUCUUGAUCUCAUAUGUGCCUUGUCAUAUGAAGAAAACUUUGUGACUAUCUCAUCAAAUGAUGAUGAAGGAACAUCGCCACAUCAGAAUAGGGUGCGCAGGUUAGCUCUCCAGAACAGAAUUAUGAAGCAAACUCAGCAGGACGAUCACAUGGACAUCGCACAAGUGAGGUCAUUGGUUGCCUAUAGUUCUGAUAUUCAGAGUUGGGUCUUGCAUCCAAGCUUUAAACUCUUGCGAGUGCUAGAUGUAGCGCAAUACAAAAUGCCUGAGCCAGGCUGGCAGGGUCUUAAGCACCUUGGAAAUCUACUUCAUUUGAGGUACCUUGGGCUACGAUAUGUACAAGGUGGUGAAUCUGGUAUUAAUCAGCUCCCGGAAGAAAUAGGAAAACUGAAGUUUCUACAGACACUUCACUUGCAUGGUUCUUAUGUAAAGGUACUGCCAUCGGCCAUUUGCCAGUUAACGCAGUUGGUCUGCCUACGUGGCGACUUCUCUACGUGCGUGCCUGAUGGGUCGAUCCUGAGGAAGGUGACGUCAUUAGAGUACCUGUGUAUACGUAUUGAUAACUUGGAUGAGGAGUCCCAGCGGCAAUUUAUGAAGGACGUUGGCAACCAGAGCGAACUCAGGGUGCUCAACAUUAGUGUUGGUCACUUGAAAGGGAUAGUGCAGUCAGAUCUUGUGCAUUCACUAGGCAAUCUCCACAAACUCCAGCAUCUGGAACUAAGGGAUUAUAAGGGUGAAGCCGCAAUGAGGGAGUGGGACAGAGCGGUGUUUCCGGGGCAUCUCCAGCAUUUGGAGUUAACUUCUGUACCGUUCCGUCAGCUGUCAUCAGGGAUUAGUCCCAUGCAUCUCCCCAUCCUCCACUACUUGUGCUUGAGAGUGGAUCAUAUGGACGAGCGAGGUUUGAGAGCCCUGGGUGCAUUGCCAGAGCUCCGUUUCCUCAUUCUGUCAACGCGUCGGCCGUCGAUGGCUUGCAUGGCAACUGUAGCUAAUAUAAAUACUGUGGUUGAUGGCUUCUUCAAGAAGUUGAGAUGUUGCAAGUUGUAUGGUUGGAUGGUCCAGUUGGUGCUCAACGAGUACUCUACUGGUGUUUCAUUUAGCAUCUGGAAUGGGAUGGGUGCUACAGCCUUUGGUACCAAAACAAAGGAUGAAUGCAGCAGAUCAAUAGCACAACAGCCAGUGAUGCCGAACCUCCAAGAGCUUUGGUUUGAUGUUCCCGUCAGGGCCUUAUAUAAGGAUGGAAACGGUAGCUGCGGUGAUCUCGGGCUGGAGUGCCUCCCUUCAUUUUGCAGUGUCAAAAUAGCUGUCGACUGUGAGGGUGCCUCUAUUGAUGACGUGGAGAAGGUAGAGGCUGAGCUGAGGAACACAUCACAACUCCAUCCCAACGGUCCAAGAAUCAUACUCAAACGACGCAAAGACGAUUAUUUGCAGCUGGCGAUGAAGCUGCUGUCACGGAGUCAGGAUGCGACAACCCCGCGACACCUGGCUGUUGAAUCUGUUCAAUGCAAAUCAGUCUUGCCUCUUCUGCAUGCACAUGUUAAGCUUGGCUUGCUCGGUGGGAGGAGUUGCUCGGUGGGAGGAGUUAACUUCAGGACCCUGGAAUGGUAGCAGUGCAUGUUACCUGGCACAUGUUUGGUUUGACAUGCCUGAAUUUGUGGUGCAUGUUUAUUCUUUUAAAUAUCGUGUGCACAAUAUUUUCAUUGUUUCCUAGCUAAGAAAAAACAAAAAAAAUCCGAAAAAAAAGCAAAACCUGGAAAACUACAAAAUAAAAUUCUUAUAUCUAUAUUUUUGUUUCUUUUGAGUGGGUGGGUAGGGAACUCUGCCUAUGCAAUUUUAAGGUAAUACUUAAUUUCACAUAGCAUCCCAAGCCUAGAAAAAGGAGGAGGGACUACCCAUACGCAUUGCUGAGACCAUAGCAAGUUAUUGUCGGAUUUGGAACAGUGGAAAGUUAGUUGACCGCACGGGUCUGCUGGUGUGGAAUUAGGCCUGAUCGAUAGCUUUACCUGAAUGGACUCUGUUUCUAGUCACCGUCCGACUCUGUUUCUGUUUUCUAAAUAUCCAGUCCUGCCUUGCAAGUCGAUUUGCUGUAAUCUGUCUACACAAGAUAAACCAAUUGAUUCAGCAACGACACAAACCAUGGCAAUUGAUUCUAGAUAAUUAAUGUUUGGAGGUGCGUAACUGUGUACCGGGUUGAUCUACUAGGCAAUUCAGUUUCCUGCAGUUUCAGACCUGUAAUAAUAUCUGAGCUGCUAGUUUGUUGGUUUCUUCCAUUUGGCUGUGUCAUGUACGUCGUGCAAAUAACUUUUGGGACAUA